GCCCGGCGGGUAGCGGCUGGAAGGGAAGGGAAGGGAAGGAGCCCGGCUCGCCUUGCCCCGCUCCCUGCCCCGGCUGCUGCCGGGAGACUUGGGUCAGGAGACUCAAGUCCGACCGCGUUCGCUUGGAGGAGGAGGAGGAGGAGGAGGAGGAGGAGGGAAGAUGGGACUGACAUGCACGCUCCGGCAGCUGCCGAGGCAGCGUUUAAGCUUCGCGAUGAAUUAGCUCGGUCGCCGCUGCAGCGCGAAGACACUGGAAGAGACAAAGGAGCGGGGGGAGAGACGGGCGGGAUUUCCUGGAGCAGGAGCCGCGGGCUGUGGCAGAGGCUGGAGGGGCAGGGUUGGGGUUAUGAAAGCGCGGGGCAGCGCCAAGGCAGCCCCCUGCCCCGGCCCGCAGCCCCCUGCCCCGGCCCGCAGCCCCCGCCGGGGGCUUGUGUCGUCCUGUUGCCAGGAUUAAGCCUUUUGCGGUGCAGCGUGGAGAGUCUUUUGUUUGAGUUAAAUUCAGACCUCUUGAUAUGUCACCUGACAGUCUUGUGGUUUUGGAUGAAUAUGGCUCAUUGCUAUUAUUAACCUGAGUUGGCAGCCGGGCACAACAGGAGUUUAUUAGGGAUUUUGAAAAGUGGAACUGCUCGGGGGACAAAGAUGCUUCCCAGCUGGCCUUUGCCGGAGUUUGACCCAAGUCAGAUCCGACUGAUUGUGUAUCAGGACUGCGAGAGAAGAGGACGGAAUGUCUUAUUUGACUCCAGUGCUAAAAGAAAGAUAGAGGAUGUUUCCGUGUCGAAACUCUGCAGUGAUGCUCAAGUGAGAGUUUUUGGGAAAUGUUGCCAGCUGAAGCCUGGAGGAGACAGCUCUUCUUCUCUGGACAGCUCAAUUAAUUCAUCCUCCUCGUUCUCUGAUCCAAAAGAACAAUGUCCAAAAUACCAGGGUUCUCGGUGCUCCUCAGAUGCUAACAUGCUUGGAGAGAUGAUGUUUGGCUCUGUGGCCAUGAGCUACAAGGGCUCCACGUUGAAAAUUCACCAGAUCCGCUCACCUCCUCAGCUCAUGCUCAGCAAGGUUUUCACAGCUCGCACAGGAAGCAGCAUCUAUGGAAGCCUGAAUACGUUGCAGGACAGUCUUGAGUUCAUUAAUCAAGACAGCAAUACAUUAAAGCCUGACCACAGCACAAUUAUGAAUGGACUUCUUGGGAAUAUAGGUCUUUCACAGCUUUGCAGCCCCAGGCGGGCAUUCUCAGAGCAAGGUCCGCUCCGCCUGAUCCGGAGCGCCUCUUUCUUUGCAGUUCACAGCAACCCUAUGGAUAUGCCUGGGAGGGAGCAGAAUGAGGACAGGGACAGCGGCAUAGCGAGAUCGGCAUCUCUUAGCAGUCUGCUCAUCACUCCGUUUCCCUCCCCGGGCUCCUCGUUUAACAAAAGCUGUGCCAGCAGUUACCAGCGGCGUUGGCGUCGCAGCCAGACAACCAGCCUGGAGAACGGGGUCUUCCCUCGAUGGUCUAUGGAUGAAAGCUUUAACCUGUCAGAUGACAGCUCUGGUCCUAGCCCAGGGAUUGUUAGGAAGAAGAAGAUAGCAAUUGGAGUUAUUUUUUCACUCUCAAGAGAUGAAGAUGAAAACAACAAAUUUAAUGAGUUCUUCUUCUCACACUUUCCUCUCUUUGAGAGUCACAUGAACAAACUGAAGAGCGCAAUAGAACAGGCUAUGAAAAUGAGUCGCAGAUCAGCUGAUGCCAGUCAGCGCAGUUUGGCGUACACCAGAAUCGUGGAUGCCCUCAAUGAAUUCAGAACAACCAUUUGCAACCUCUACACGAUGCCACGGAUUGGGGAGCCUGUCUGGCUUACUAUGAUGUCAGGGACACCAGAGAAAAACCAGCUUUGCCAUCGCUUCAUGAAGGAAUUCACUUUCUUGAUGGAAAAUGCAUCUAAAAACCAGUUUUUACCAGCUUUGCUGACUGCAGUCCUGACUAACCACUUGGCCUGGGUUCCCACCGUCAUGCCGAACGGGCAGCCACCUAUAAGAAUCUUCCUGGAAAAGCAUUCUUCCCAGAGCGUGGACAUGCUGGCCAAAACUCACCCCUACAACCCCCUCUGGGCACAGCUUGGUGACCUGUAUGGGGCUAUAGGAUCACCAGUGAGAUUAGCAAAAACAGUUGUGGUUGGCAAAAGGCACGACCUGGUGCAGAGGUUGCUUUAUUUCCUUACUUACUUCAUCAGAUGCUCUGAGCUCCAAGAGACACAUCUUCUAGAAAACGGGGAGGAUGAAGCCAUCGUCAUGCCUGGAACUGUUAUAACUACCACGCUGGAGAAAGGAGAAGUAGAAGCAUCUGAGUAUGUGCUUGUUACAAUGCACAAGAACAGGGGCAACUUGCUCCCAACCGAGUCUGAGGAAAUGAGAACCUCCAGCUGCAGCUGUAGAUACUGCAAAUGCCCCGUUUCCCUUGCACAAAACAUAGAGGGUGCUUCACAGCAAGAGAGAGAAGAUGCUCAGAACACUCCUAAGGUGGAGCUGGAAUCUUCCUCAGAUGAGAACAGAACUAUUGUUCCUGAUGACUGCCAGGAAGAUCCUGCUGAUGUUAACCAACCCAGACCCUGCCUGGACACAAAACUGGAGACCGUGGUGUGCACAGGGUCAGCAUCGCCAGAAAAAUGUGUAGCGGCAGAACCUGGUUUGGAGCCCACAGCAAACAUGUGGGGCAGUGAGGAGUCACUGGAGCCAGGCACCCAGGCAGUCAGUGUCACCAGGUCACCUGGGAUUGCUGUGGAGAAGAAGCCACCAGAUAAGCUCUUCUGUGACACCUUUCCUUGCAGUGCUGCUGAAGCUCAGACAAAGGUGACUUUCCUCAUCGGAGACUCCAUGUCACCUGACUCAGACAUCGAGCUCAGAAGUCAGGCAGUAGUGGAACAAAUUGCCAGGCACCACAGCCCGCCAGCAGUGGAGGAAGGAGUGUCUGCUGAUCAGAUCUGUGAAGCUAAACAAACUGUUGAGGACCAAAAUAGAGACUCUGGGACAGCUGAACCCUUUCCUCAAGUUGCUAGUGAGCAUCCGAGCUGGAAUCCAAACCCGUACAGGGCUGAGAGCAUGAGUCUGUUUGAUGAGUAUUUUACUGAUGAGAGUUCGAUCGAAACCCGGACUAUUGAUGAUAUUCCAGGGCAAGCAGCUACAGACCUCCUUGCUCACAACAGUAGUUUAGAGUUUUCUAAAAAGCUGUGUCCAAAGGCUAGCAAACCGCCUAGCGAGUUCUGUAAAUUUAUGGACUCUGUUCGACAAGAGACCUACAAAAACUGCUUUAAUGAGCAGGACCAAAGAGAGAAAAUCUCUAUCCGUGUCCCCCAUGGGGACAGAGAAAACGUAGAGAAAAAGGUCGCCCCGGGAAUUGAUUGGGACAUUCCAAGAAAUGAGAGUUCAGACAGUGCCCUGGGUGACAGUGAAAGUGAGGAUACAGGUCAUGAGCUAAGCAGACCAAGCGGAAACUAUUAUGGGGGAGAGCAAGAGGACUGGGCAGAAGAAUAUGAGAUUCCUUUCCCUGGGUCAAAAUUAGUGGAAGUGAACUCUGUCCAGCCCAGCAUUGCCAAUUUUGGAAGAUCCUUACUAGGUGGCUACUGUUCAUCUUACGUCCCUGACUUUGUUUUGCAAGGAAUAGGAAGUGAUGAAAAGCUGAGGCACUGUUUGGUGUCAGAUUUGUCUCAUGCUGUGCAGCAUCCUGUUCUGGAUGAACCAAUUGCAGAAGCUGUCUGCAUUAUUGCAGACACGGACAAGUGGACGGUGCAAGUGGCCAGUAGCCAGAGAAGAAUGAUUGAUAAUAAGCUGGGAAAAGAAGUGUUAGUCUCGAGCCUCGUCUCCAACCUGCUUCAUUCCACUCUUCAGCUUUACAAGCAUAAUUUAUCUCCAAACUUUUGUGUCAUGCACCUGGAGGACCGGCUGCAGGAGCUCUAUUUCAAAAGCAAGAUGCUGUCCGAGUAUCUCAAGGGCCAGAUGAGAGUUCAUGUCAAGGAGCUGGGCGUGGUGCUGGGGAUCGAAUCCAGCGACCUCCCCUUGCUGGCAGCUGUAGCAAGCACUCACUCUCCCUACGUUGCGCAGAUCCUGCUUUAAAAUGCCAGAGGCCACAGACGUUGAGGUUUUUUUCCCCUCUGGAAACAAAGUGGAAGACAACUUGUUCUGGCUCUGUUCUCUUUGAAGCAAUUAAAACAAACUGCUCGUGGAGCUGCAGCACCUCCAUAUAUGACUGCACGUUAUGCAAACAGUUGGAGACUUUUCCUCUCCCACUCGGCUGUUUAUAAAAGAGGAUAAAGAAAGGAAAAAAGAAGAAAAAAAAAAAACUAGUAAGCCUGAGAAAAGUGAAGAUUUUAAGAAAAGCUGAAGAUCUGUGAUUUUUAUCAGCUUCUGCCACAGUGGCCACCUGUGAGUUACACUGGGGAGUGCGGGGAGGAACUGCUUGGAGAAGGAGGUGAUGCUGUUGCCAAUGACAAGCUGGAGAGGGAAGGAGCAGCUGGCUGCAGGCGGCGGCCUCGGAUCAGGACCUCGCCAAGGUCUGGGAUUCUCAAGCUGCGAUGAUUUGUAAACAACUUCUACUUUUUCAUGUCAUGGUCAAAUUCUGCAUACUUCCCAGAGGAAGAACAAGGGUUUGGGGGGUUUGGUUUGUUUUGUAAAAAGCUUAUUAAUGAUACUCUGCUCCAGAAUUUAUUUAUGAUCUUUCUCCCGGGCCGCGGGAAGGGCGGGGGGGCGCAGCAGGGCACGGGGAGGAGAGAGGAAGAGGCCAACAGACAAACUAGUGAUGGAGAUUCUCCUUUCUUGGGCAGAUGCUGUAACCAGUAUUAAAUGUUUAUAAUGUUUAAAUGUUGCUUUCUACUAAGUGAUGCUCUUCUUUCACAGUGUAAUCAAAACCUUAAAAGAACAUUGGCUGAAAUUUCCCCAGGAUGACAGGACUAUUACCUCUCACUUUUCUAUGGUCUGUAAUGUUCUUGCAACAUCAUAUUCUUUAUACAGCAGUCAGUCAGUCAGCUAUUGAGGUAAUGAACUAGAAAUAAUUGUACCAAAGCAUUGGGGAAAAAAAUGAAUAGACUAUUACCCUUAAUUGCUCAGGUAACUAAUUGAUACAUUUUUUAAAAGCAUUCUACAAAAAAUGAACAUUGAUGACACCAUAGUAGAGUAAUACCAGAAUUAUUUUUUGACAAGUACAUGUGAUGUAAGUGACUCUGAUCCCUUUUCUACUCACUUGUGUGAUUACCAGCAGGAAAUGUUGUUUAUUUUAUUCUCAGCAUUUCUCCUCUACUCAGCCAUCACUGCUUUGUCUUUGUAUAUACAAUAAUUGUAGGAACAGCUGAUGGACCCAAUCUGGUGUAAGUCAUGUAAAUACACAGUGGUAGGUGGAUGAUGUUUUCAAAGGCUCUACUACCUCAGUUUAACUGGACACUUCAUCAGAGGCUUUUCUUUGCAUAUUUGUCCUAGCAGCCAAUUAAUGUUGAUUUUUAGGUUCUGUUUUCAUUGAUUACAUGCAGUAUAUUGAGAUUCAUGGGUUAUCCACAGAAGCAGGAGAUACAUGUUCACUUGGUUGCUGAGCUCCACAAACAGUUCUAUAAAUAUGUUGUUCUGUAAUAAUCUUUUCAAUAGCGUAGCACGCCUGCUAUUGUUGUUUGCAGAGUUAUUUUAAAUACCAAUCUAUUUUAACCAUUUGAUAAAAACAAUAGGAGAGAUCCCUGCCCCACUGUUGUCAGUGACAAAACUCUCCUCCCUUCCUCUACCAGGGCCAGGGUUUCACCCAGAAUGUUUUUUCAGUGAUAUUUAAAAUGAGUAACUUAAGACUCAGUUCCAGGGAAGAUCUCCACAGCAACCCCACAGCCCUUUCCUCACAGGACUGAGUCUACAUUAGUAAGUAAACCAAACAGUAAUAUUGGCAGUGUCGUUUGAAACUCUUUUGUAUAUAAAAUCUAACGCUGACUGCUGCGGGGAAGAAACUUGUUUAAUAUGUGAUCUAAGGAUGUUUCUCCCCUGUUCUCCAAAUGUCCUUUCUUCACCACACAAUUAUAUUACAUCUGGCUUUUGGAACGAGCACAAAAUGUAGGGGCCCAGUUGUGUAAACAUAGUUUUAAUGAAAUAGAGGAUUGAGCUCAGAAUAUGUUUAACUCUUUACUAUGAUUGGUUGUGUAGCCAAUAGUUACAAUUCUGAACAUGAUAUGUGGAUGUGCAGUUGUGACCUGGUGAUGCUCGUGCUGGCUGAGGAGCCCCAAGGACAUGCUCCUGCCCUGGGUUUACCCCCAGGAUGGGCCUGAAUAGCCAGGGAGCACACACUGUGCUCCUGGCACCUCCCUGGGCUGUGCUAAUCGUGCAUCCUCACAAGAAACACUGUGUCCUCCUCCAUGUAGCCACUAUCAGGUGAAUCGUGGGUAUUGCUCGGAGAUGGAUUUGACCUGAGAGAGCCCCUUGCACAGCCUGGAGUGUUUGUUAACUUGAGAAGAAGGUGAUUGGCUGGUGGCAUCCUUCCCUGCUGCUCUGCUGAGCACAGCCCGUGAGCCCCUCUGGAAGCAGGUUCAGUCAGUCCCAGGUGAAGCAGCCCCAGAUGCAGCUCCCUGCUGGGCCGCCCGUCCCCGCAGCGCCCCGGGGCAGCGGUGGCUCCCAGGGCGGUGACACCCUCUGAGCAGUAUUGUGGUCAAAACACAACCAGAACCCUCCUGAGAUGGGAAGUUAUUCUGUCAGUUGACCUGUCGGGUACCUGGACAAUGUGGUACGUAUGUCUGCUUGUUAAAUAAAAGGGAUCUUUUGCAGGAGAACAGCAUCGACUUUUUAACAGAAAAUCGCAAUUUGUUUUACAUGAAUAGAAAAACUAACGUUUGGUUCCUUCUUUCCACUCUUCCCAAACUCCAGUAACAUGUCUUAAUUUUCUGGCUGAAAACUAAGUGUACUAGGCACAUGAAUUAGCAAAUUUGGUUUUCUUGCAAUUGGCAAACUCUGGGCUGCUAAGAACAAAAAAUAUUUAAAACCAGGAUUUUACACCUUGCGUAUGUUUUCCCUAUUAGUUGUUCUAGAUGUUUUAUGACAAUUUUUUUGCUUUCUCUAAAUUAUUUAGAUGGUGGUACUUGUAAAAUGCUGGGUAAAAUGUACAUACUUGUUAUCUCUUCUGUUUUUGUAUAUAUUUCCCAAGAUGUGCACUUGUAUUAUAAUAACCAUUCCCAAUUUUAGGGGAAAUUUGUGCAAUAAAUACAGUAUGUCAAUUUA
This is a messenger RNA of Apus apus (common swift), 7194 nucleotides long. RefSeq names its product folliculin interacting protein 1 (gene FNIP1). NCBI's taxonomy places the organism in Eukaryota, Metazoa, Chordata, Aves, Apodiformes, Apodidae. The record is from RefSeq and is a predicted model, not a curated record. Gene Ontology annotation, cellular component: cytoplasm. The transcript is spliced from 18 exons. Gene Ontology annotation, molecular function: ATPase inhibitor activity; protein-folding chaperone binding. The coding region runs from base 640 to 4074 and encodes 1144 amino acids.